Ailuropoda melanoleuca (giant panda) is the source of this 685-nucleotide messenger RNA. RefSeq names its product C-C motif chemokine 7. The record is from RefSeq and is a predicted model, not a curated record. Gene Ontology annotation, molecular function: CCR chemokine receptor binding; chemokine activity. Lineage: Eukaryota; Metazoa; Chordata; Mammalia; Carnivora; Ursidae. The transcript is spliced from 3 exons. Gene Ontology annotation, biological process: inflammatory response; positive regulation of cell migration; eosinophil chemotaxis. Gene Ontology annotation, cellular component: extracellular region. The coding region runs from base 103 to 402 and encodes 99 amino acids.
UACUCCUAUAAAAGGCAGGCAGAGCCACCAGAGGGGCAGAGAGGCUGAGACCAGCCCAGAAACCUCCAGCUGCCACACGCAAGCUCCCUGCUCCCCGCCAACAUGAAUGUCUCCACCGCACUUCUCUGCCUGCUGCUUACAGCCAUGGCCUUCAGCCUCCAGGUGCUCGCCCAGCCAGACGGGAUUAGCAUCUCGACCACCUGCUGCUAUGGAUUUACCGCUAAGAAGAUCCCCACGCAGAAGCUGAAGAGCUACAGAAGAAUCACCAGCAGCUAUUGUCCCAGGGAAGCCGUGAUCUUCAAGACCAAACUGGCCAAGGAGGUCUGUGCUGACCCCAAGCAGAAGUGGGUCCGGAAUCUCAUGGAGUACCUGGACAAGAAAACCCAAACCCCAAAGCUGUGAACACUCAUGCCCACAGUGAAGCCAAGCCAAUACCCAGGAGACAAUUAAUUUAUAUUCCCUAUCUUUUCCAACACACCUGAGAUUAUUCUAUUACAGUUCUAAGGAAUAUGAGAUUUGUGCAAUAAUGUGAAUUAUAGUUUUUCUUCAGUAAUGCUUUAUGUCCUCUAAGUUGUUAAUUUUUUUUAAAGAUUUCAUUUAUUUAUUUGACAGAGAUAGAGACAGCCAGCGAGAAAGGGAACACAAGCAGGGGGAGUGGGAGAGGAAGAAGCAGGCUCAUAGCGGA